Gadus chalcogrammus (walleye pollock) is the source of this 1965-nucleotide messenger RNA. It is a transcript of the gene mocs1, whose product is annotated as molybdenum cofactor synthesis 1. The record is from RefSeq and is a predicted model, not a curated record. Lineage: Eukaryota; Metazoa; Chordata; Actinopteri; Gadiformes; Gadidae. The transcript is spliced from 10 exons. Gene Ontology annotation, molecular function: metal ion binding; cyclic pyranopterin monophosphate synthase activity; GTP 3',8'-cyclase activity. Gene Ontology annotation, biological process: Mo-molybdopterin cofactor biosynthetic process. Bases 127 to 1374 code for a protein of 415 amino acids.
UCCCUAUCCUAACGGGUGUUAGCAGCAUGGUGAGCGGUUGUUGUCGGGUACAGAGUAACAUUUUGACAACCCACUGCUCACCGAGUGGCCUUCUUGUAUCCAAUUUGCUCGAUCUACUUCCAGGAAAUGGCUUCGGCGGGUCGCAUGUGCUGUCGCUUGAUAGAAAGAAACAACAGAACUAGACACCCCUUCUCGUACAGGGUUAGGAACACCGCAAAGGAUAAUAAUCAAUGCUGGUAUUCCAGUGCUACGCAGAAGGAAAAUGAAGUUGAACUCUCGCAACCAAAGAAAAACUUCGACGCAGUCCAGAAAAACAUUGCAGAACAGGAGCUAGCGUCCAGCCCCUCGACGCAGAGUCGGGUCUUAAAGGACGACACCUUACCGUUCUCUGCGUUCCUGACUGACAGCUUUGGCCGAAGACACAGCUACCUUCGCAUGUCCCUCACGGAGAAAUGCAACCUGCGCUGUCAGUACUGCAUGCCGGAGGAAGGGGUGAAGCUGACGCCGCGGGCGCAGCUCCUGACCACCGCAGAGGUGCUGCGCCUGGCCCGCCUCUUCGUCCACGAAGGGGUGGACAAGAUCCGGCUCACGGGCGGAGAGCCACUCAUCCGGCCCGAUGUGCUGGACAUCAUCGCUGAGUUGAGGAAGUUGGAGGGCCUGAAGACCAUCGCCGUGACGACCAACGGCAUGAACCUUGCUCGGCUGCUGCCCAAGCUGAAGGACUCAGGCCUUGACCUCCUCAACAUCAGCCUGGACACACUGAUCCCCGCCAAGUUUGAGUUCAUCGUCAGGCGAAAAGGCUUCCACAAGGUGAUGGAGGGUAUUGACAAGGCACUAGAGAUGGGCUACAACCCUGUCAAGGUCAACUGUGUGGUGAUGCGAGGACUCAACGAGGACGAGAUCCUGGACUUUGUGGCGCUGACGGAGAAGAAGCCCAUUGAGGUGCGCUUCAUCGAGUACAUGCCCUUCGAUGGAAACAAGUGGAACUUCAAGAAGAUGGUGAGCUAUCAGGAAAUGCUGGAUUGCAUAAAACAGCAGUGGCCUGCUCUAGAAAUGGUUCCCACCGGACAUGCAGACACAGCUAAGGGGUAUAAAGUGCCAGGCUUCGCGGGCAAGGUGGGCUUCAUCUCCUCCAUGUCGGACCACUUCUGUGGCUCCUGCAACCGCUUGCGGCUCACCGCAGACGGCAACCUCAAGGUUUGCCUGUUUGGCAACUCUGAGGUGUCCCUCAGGGAUGAGCUGCGUUCGGGGGCGACGGAGACGCAGCUGCUGGACAUCAUCGGUGCGGCGGUGGGACGGAAGAAGAAACAGCAUGCAGGCAUGUUGAACCUCUCCAAGAUGAAGAAUAGGCCCAUGAUCCUGAUCGGUGGGUGACGUUGCUGUACGUACAAACACCCAUGGACACAUAGAGACAGCAGCCUAAGCACACCGGCGUAUCUAGGCCACUGUUUCUCAACCUGUGGUACGUGUACCACUGGUGGUUUCACAAAGGUUUUGCAGGCGGCACAUGGGAUUUUAUAAAUGAAACCAUAAUAGACAUAACACUAUCAAUAAUUUAAAAUAAAAAUAAUAUAACUAUCGUUCAGAAAUUUUAGCAUUAUGACUUUUAAUGAUUUAAAAAAUAGUCUUGCUGUGUGUUCCUUGAAAUGUUAUAAUAUAUCUUAUAUAUAUAUGAUAUAACGUUCAAAUUAUAAUGUUUCCCAUUUCUGUUUUGUGUUGAUUUGUGUUAAAUAAACACACUGAGAGCUCAAGCAGCCUUGCUCUCCUUUUCUUUCGACUGUCUCCCACUGGCUCUCCUACUGCCCCAUGCAGUAUUAGUUGUGUAUAAAGGGGGCGCUGGCACUCUUUGCUCCGCCACUGCAUCUGUAUUUAUCUGUUAUUUGACCGUUUGCAUGUACGGUGCUCUGCACCAGGGCUUGAUGACAAUUCAGUGGUUCACCUGACGCCAAAGGUUGGGAACCACUG